This is a messenger RNA of Osmia bicornis bicornis, 1463 nucleotides long. It is a transcript of the gene acj6, whose product is annotated as inhibitory POU protein. Bases 1 to 1173 code for a protein of 390 amino acids. NCBI's taxonomy places the organism in Eukaryota, Metazoa, Arthropoda, Insecta, Hymenoptera, Megachilidae. Gene Ontology annotation, molecular function: DNA-binding transcription factor activity, RNA polymerase II-specific; RNA polymerase II cis-regulatory region sequence-specific DNA binding. The transcript has 4 exons. The record is from RefSeq and is a predicted model, not a curated record. Gene Ontology annotation, biological process: regulation of transcription by RNA polymerase II.
AUGAUGUACUCACCGGAUAAGAUGAUGGGGAGCAAGGGACUCCACGGGGCACCGAUCACUGCUCCGGGUUGUUUCCCUUCGGGACGAUAUUCGCCGCCGCCUUAUCGCGCUGCUCCAGACCCCAUGCCGCCACCACCGCGACGCUGUAUGCCGAAUCCUACCAGUCGUAUAUUGGAGGAUGCCUCCAUUAUGUGCAACUCCUGGUCACCAAGGCAUAACGGUGACUUAUUCGGGGGCUUGAACAGCGGUCUACAAGACGGCUUACUUUCGAGGGCAGAAGCUUUGGCUGCGGAUUUAGGAAAACACAACGCAGGCACCCCAAUGCCUUUGAAGCACGACCCUGUUUCCGUUUAUCACCAUGGAGCCCACAUGGCAGCCCCGCAUCCAAAUAACCGGCCACAUCAUCAGAUGAGCCAUCCAGGUAUGGAAAGUCUGGACAUGUUGGACCCAGCCAAUUCAAUGACUACGUUAACGCCAAUGUCAGAAAACACCGGCGGUGGUCCUGGCCAUCACGCCGGUAUCCAUGGUCCUUCGGUGUACGGAGGCAUGAACGGAAUGAUGAGUCAUCAUCACCAUCACGGUAACCUAGGCGGUGGAGGUGGUAGCGUACCACAUCCGGCUCACCAUCAUCCCGCAAUGGCAGCGGCCGCAGCCGCGGCUGCAGCUGCAGGCUUGCAUCCGGACGCGGACACGGAUCCACGAGAAUUGGAAGCGUUUGCGGAGAGGUUCAAACAGAGACGCAUCAAGCUCGGUGUGACGCAAGCCGACGUCGGUAAGGCAUUGGCGAAUUUAAAGUUACCUGGCGUCGGGGCGCUCUCCCAAUCAACGAUAUGUCGGUUUGAGUCGUUGACGUUAUCCCAUAACAACAUGAUCGCCCUGAAGCCGAUCCUGCAAGCGUGGCUGGAGGAGGCAGAGGCUCAGGCGAAGAACAAGAGGCGAGAUCCCGACGCUCCGUCGGUAUUACCAGCUGGUGAAAAGAAAAGAAAGAGAACCAGCAUAGCAGCACCCGAGAAACGAUCACUGGAGGCGUAUUUCGCCGUUCAACCGCGGCCAUCUGGCGAAAAGAUAGCCGCGAUCGCGGAGAAACUCGACCUGAAAAAGAACGUUGUCAGGGUCUGGUUCUGUAACCAACGACAAAAGCAGAAGCGCAUGAAAUUCGCGGCUCAACAUUGACCCGAGGGUGGCUUGUGACAGCAAAACUGACCGUAUCAGCUGCCCAGUCUCGAGCCCAAACCAGAACCCUUGACCGAGUUUCAGGGAUGGCCGUAAAAAGAAACGAGAUAUAAGUGGAUAUAAGGAGGACAGGCCAUUGCUGCAAGGAAUUAAACCGUCAGUUCAACUGAAAUAUCUACGUUGGACAGUUGUACAGUUACUGUACUGAUGGAGUUCGCUAAGGAUUCUCGGUUUCAAGUGGAUCGAAUAAUAUAGCUCGAUACUGUGGCAACAGAAAUGACAAUAGUCAG